This is a messenger RNA of Xyrichtys novacula (pearly razorfish), 19341 nucleotides long. The record is from the annotation of a GenBank genome assembly. NCBI's taxonomy places the organism in Eukaryota, Metazoa, Chordata, Actinopteri, Labriformes, Labridae.
AUGCUGCCGCUCGGUGUGAUGCUGCUGCUGCUGACGGCCGCCGCCGCAGACGACCUGUCCGGGACCGGCGCUCCGCCGCUCCGGGGUCCGGGGCUAGGCUUCUCCUCACCGGUCCCCGCCUCUCCCUCCGCCCCGCCGCUGCUCCUCCUCCCGCGACCCCAGGAGGAAUACGGGGCACCUGGUGUCGCCUUGGCCCGGUCCGCGGCGGAGGAACAGUCCGGUCCCGGGGAGGAAGGAGGGGAGGGGGAGCACCACCAUCACGGCGGCGGAGGGUACAAGAUCGUCCAGUGGGAAUGGAGCUACGUCCAGACCCCGUACAUCAUCGCCAUCUGGCUCCUGCUGGCCAGUCUGGCCAAGAUCCGUAAGUCCUGCUCCUCCUCAGACUGGGUUUUUACUGGUUCUUCUGGGACCUGCUGGUUUAGUCCUCAAACUUACUGGUUUUUAUAGUCUGCUGGUUUAGCUGAAGUGGAACUGAAACUUUGGUGGUUUAAGUUUGGACUAGUUUCCGUUUAAAAACCACAUGGUUUCAUUUAGAGAGUCUAAAACUGAGCAAAAGGAUCGAAGUCUACUGAGAAAAUGAUCAAUAUCAGGAUCAUUAAUUAAUUUUCAUUCUAAUCUCUGUUAACAAAAAGAUCAAACAUAAAGUUAAAACUGUGAUAAACCAACAAAUAUUGAUUUUCAUGUUGAAUAUUUGAUGUUUCUAAAAUAGAUCUGGUCUUCUUCUUUAAAACAGACACGUUAAAGUGAAAUUACAGAAUUAUUAUGACUUUCAGACGUUAUAUUUCACUCUCUCUACGAUUGAGUCCCUGACACAUAUCUCCAGAGGUACAAUGGUGAAAGGAUUUAAUACUAUAUGAUCCACUUUAUUGUGAUAUAUCAAUCAUAUUAUCUCCUUACAUAUUAUGUCACAUCAUAUUGAAUUAAAUUGUUUCCUUGAUUAGUUUUGUGUUUUUUCAUGACUUGGUAUAGUUGGCUAUCGUCUCUAUAUCGCACGUCACCCAUUGUCUCUUUAAGACACUUAAAAGCGCCUCAGAAUCCUCCUCCACUGUUGCCAAUCAGAGUCUCGAUGUCAAAUAAGAUAUAAUGAAAAGCUCAUUCCGAGCACGUCAGACCAGAAUCCUGCAGAAGUUUCCUCCAUCUGUCUGCCUGUAUAAUCUUUUCUGAUUCUUGAAGUUGUCCCACGGCUGUUUCCUGUGAGACAGAGACGACUCUCCCAGAAUAAUAACUAGAGACGCAGUGAGAGUGAGAAUCAGGAGCUGAUAUUACCAACAAUGUCCAAAAUAUGAUCGUGCAGCUUUGAGCCGAUCCUGAUGUUUCAGUUUCUGCUCUCAGAUUUGAUGUUUAUUAAGAUGUCAGUGGAACAGACUGACUUUAACCCUCUCACCUCAGAUUUACCUGCGUGUGUCUGAUCGCUCUCACAGACGGUGUUUCAGUGUUUUAGUGUUUUAGUGUGUUCAUGCUCACACACACCACAGACCCUGAGGGGGGCCAAACUGGGACACAGACUUGGUUUUCUAGAGCAGAAACAGACCAGCAGGACUCGGACUCUCUGUCUCUCUCUCUCCCUCUCUCUCUUCCGUGUUUAAACAUUUUGUACCUCCGUCAUCACACACACACACACACACACACACACACACACACACACACACACACACACACACACACACACACACACACACACACACUGACAGAUUGUCAUGUUUCCUGAGCUGCUGGUGACUCACUGUGCAGCAGAACAAUACCACGCUAUACAUGCUGCUAAUUGAGGUGGUCAUGUUACACACACACACACACACACACACACACACACACACACACACACACACACACACACACACACACACACACACACACACACACACACACACACACACACACACUGAGGCUCUGUCUAUUCAUCUAAAUCUGAGUCCAGUCUCGUCUUUGUCAAAGGAGGAUCAGACCAACAAACAGCUCCAGUGACACACAGAUUUAAAACAUUUCUAUAAAAAUUUAAUCUCAAGUCGAAACAUUUUUUAUUCCAGAAAAAAAACAUUUGAUCUCAUGAGAUUUGUUUAGUGCAAAUCUGGGAUUGCUGGUCCUUGUGAUCUCUCGAAAUACUUCACACUAGGGCUGCACGAUCAAUCGAUUUUAAAUCAUAAUCGGAUUAUUUUCUUAUGACGAUUUUUAAAAUAUUAAAAUCAUCAAAUCGAUUUUCCUCUCCAUCAUGUCUCACGCCUCCAGGCCACCGUAGCCUCCGCCUUCCUGUGGGAGCGCUCCCCAGUUCCCACACACACCAGUGAAAACAAUCAAUUAAUCAAUCAAUCAGUCAAUCAAAGUUUAUUUAUAGCACUGUUCAUGCAAAUGAAAUUGAGGCUCAAAGUGUUUUACAUCAGGACAAGAAAAAUCAGUUAUUAAAAUAAACUAAAACAGACAAUAAAAUAUCAACUUUAAUUUAUUAAUAAAAUAAAGUAAAAAGUGAUACUAAAAAAUAAAUUAUAAUAGUGAUUAAAAUAAUGAAGCUUUUCAUAAAAACCAGACUAAAUAAAUGAGUUUUUAUCUUACGUUUAAAGAUUUCUAUAUUUGCAGCUCCUCUCAGACCCUCUGGAAGUUUGUUCUACAGUUUUUGGAGCGUAGCAGCUAAAAGAAGCAUCACCAAAACGCCAACAAACAUGGCGUUUGUAGAAGAAGGCGAUAAUUUAGUGGUUAAAUAGGACAAGAGCGAGUCAGUCGUGUUGAAUUGGUACGACUUCACAGUUUCAGACGAAGAGUAAACCACUCCCAGCUGCAAAGUCUGUCUGAAGGCGGUAUCAACCUGUCACCACGGAAACAAAUUCAGGAGGAAACGCUAAAGUUUUUUGUCGUAUCAGCAUUUCAUCCACAUGGAAACAGCGUUUCAGGUGACUGUAAACGGUACUUUUUGAAAACGGGUCAGAGAGUGAAUAAAUCUGUAAACGACGACCAUUUCAUCUCCGUGUGGAUGUCUAUCUGCAUCUCUGGAAACGAUCAUGUGACACACAGAGGAACUCUUUUAUGGCGCCAAAACAACCUUUAUACACAUGCUCUGUACUCUUCUGUCUUUUUUUGCAUUUCCUGUGCAGCGUUACAGCGCCACUUACUGGCCUGGCAUAUGCACUACAUCGUUUUCAGCGGUUUCAUUUUGAGAGACGAUAGAAAAACUUUUUAUUUUUAAAGUGAAGUUUGGUGAAGUUGACACUGAAUAAAAAAUUGAAAAUCCAGUUUUCAGAGAAAAAAUCAGGAUUCUAUUUUUGGCCAAUAUCGUGCAGCCCUACAUCACGUUCGUGUCUCUCUGCCUGCACAGCUCAUAUUCCUGUGCAACUUCAUCAUAUCACACUGCUCUGUAUUUGUAACACACUCCACCUGAGCUGUAUCGCUGAGUUUUUUCAGUUUAUCAAACUGCACAGUGAUGCAGCUGUAGUGCAAGAUAACCAGAUUGUCACUGUGUGCUCGAACUACAUCCCUGUGACUAAAUGCUGCUCCAUUAAAAAAACAUGAUGCACAAUAACAACAUUUGGAAGGUAAAAACAAAAAAAGGAGAAUACCUGCAGAGAGUCUGUCGAACGUCUUUUUCUGACUCUCUCUCUCUCUCUGGUGUGAUUUUUCAUGAGCUUCAUGUUGAGCAGUUGAACGUCCCUCUGUGUUCCUGUCACUGUCGUCCGUCUGGUGUGUGGGAGAUUCAGCUGCCUGUGGGUGUGUGUGUGUGUGUGUGUGUUCAUUUUCUCCAACCUGUGUGUGUGUGUUUGUUUCUGUGUGUCUGUGCAGUUUUCUCAAAGUUUGGCAAAGUUGAACCGCCAGACUCGGGGAUUAAUUUGUCAAAGUCUUUUUCAGAGCAGGUGUUCGUGCAGCAGCAUCAUCAGCAGACUCUUCGUUGUGCCAGACGAGCGUUUUCAUGAUGCAUUCGAGUUCUGAGUCACAAACCGGGAAUUUGAAGUUUGUAGAAACAGAAUGAAAAGAGAGUCAACAGAGAAAGUGGAGCUGAGUAACGCAACACCAGAUCAGCUGCUUCUGUCUGUGGAAACUUCACAUUUCAUGUUCAGAUGUUUUUAGUCCAGAACUCUUCCUCUACAUCUAAAUCUAUGAUUUCAAGUUCUAUGUUGAAAGGACAACUGGACUUAAUUAAGUCCAGUUGUCCUUUCCAAAAGAGUGUUCGGUUUUACUUCAUCAGACCUUACCAGAUAAGUGACCUUGAGCCCAUACGGUGACUCCAACUACAGAGUCCUGAUGCUCUUAAUCCUGUAGAUGUUGUUCAGCAUUAAUGGAGCCUUCACUGAUGAUCUGGACUCUGAUGAUCUCCAGACCGUCAGGGAGGCUGGAUUUGAACUGAGAGGUACAAAAAAAAAAGUAGGAAAAAUGUCAAAAUGUUUAAAGUGUUACGUUAGAGUUAAAGGUUUUAACCACAAUCGCUGACCGGCGAGCAAGUUUUUAUUUGUUGGAUGGUAGGGGAAGGUCCCGCCCUCCUUCGCCUCUGAUUGGCCAGAAGUGACGGGCUAGACCGGUGAAUCUGACUUCACAACAACACGAAAUCUGAUUGGUCAGAAGUGGACACACAGUAUGCGAAAAUUUAGAAAAAUCGACCGUGAUACGAAAAGAUAAAUGUGGCAAUAUCGCAGGACGGGUUAACGUCGCUGAUGUGAACGCUUGUAUUGACAGGAUACGGGUUCGAAAAAAAAUAUUGACAUCUGAAAUAAUCGUACGAUAAAAACGCUCCCAGUGUGAAAGGACCUUCAGUGAGAUAUAUCACGGGCAUGAUGAUGUCGUUAAUUGUCGUGAAUUUUGGUAGCGGUAAAUUUUCAUUUUAUCGUCCAGCCCUAGUGGUCCCUCUGCUCUUUAGAGAUGAGGAUGCAGAGUCUCUGGUGUUUCUGGAUCCUGUUUCCAUGGUUCAGUUUUAACCUCAUUUGUGGAUGCAGUGAUGAACUCUGUCCACAGACGAUGGUUUUUGUUUGUGACUUGGAGCCCAUACGUUCAUUUCACUCCGGAGUCCUGUAUGCUUUUAAUGCCCUGAAGAUCAGGACCCCCCAGUCUUGGUCCUUGUCCCUUUAGUACAGAGAUUUCUCUGAGUUUUUGUCAUGAUAUUAUAAACUGAAGAUGAUGAAAUCCACUCAGUCUGAUCAGCUAAAUAACCAGAAGCAGUUCUGUCUGUUUCAGGAGCUUUUUAAGCAGCUCAGGUCUCAGAAAAACGGACAGACUCUCAGUGAAAUUAAUGAAACAGAAGCUGAUCUCUCUGUGCAGAUCCGAGCGUGUCUGCCAUCGCUCAGUGUUUGAUGUUCGGCGUCCUUGUGCUGAUGGAUGAGGACUGUCACACACGUCUGUCCUUUUCAUGUCUGCCAUGACUCACAGCUAACCCUGAUGAUUCCUCACUACCUGUCCGUGUUAUCCCGACUGAAACAAACGCACCGACCAGUCAGAGAGGAGCGACGUUAUGACUCAUCGUCACCCUUCGAGCGCACACUUGAACUCAGGUAUAUCAUGAGGCGAAAUGAGUCAUGACUCAGCAGCUGCAGCUCCGUACCUCCGCUCACAUCUCUGCAGCAGCAGCUGGGUUCAGGAGGAACCAUAAACUGUGAUGGGAGUGUCUGUGUCCUUUUAUUAAAGGAGAUCAUUUGGCACAGCGAUAAAGGUCGUCUCUCUUGGCUUCCAAACAUCUCAUUAACUCCACGUCUUGAUUUGUAACGUGGUCAACCUAAUGUUUUCUCCCAUGACCCGUGUGUUAACAGUAAAAAUGCUAAAUGGACUGAACUCAUUACAUCGCUUAGACCUGUGCACAGUUCGGAUCAUCUCAUCUCUUAUUUCUUGGCUUUAAAAGGAGUCAGCUGAUCAGAGCACUUCCUGGACGUCCCUUUUGGGGGUCUUGGGUUGGACUCAGAGCUUACUGGAGUGAUUAUAUAUCCCGUCUAGUCUGUGUUUACCUCAGGAUCCCCCAGGAGGAAGGUUUAAGCCUGCAGCCACAGCCUGGUUUAGUGCGACACAGUUAAAACAGUUAAAAAGGAGCUGCAGGAGAACAAAUGUGUAGAGACCUGUAUGUUGGUCCUGGGUGAAGGAAAGGUCCGUUUCUCUGUGCUGCUGCUCUUUUAAAAACAUUUCUUUGUCUAAAAUCUGAAAUCUUCUCUAACUCAGCUGUAGAUUCAUAAUGAAGGCCACAGUUUCAAUGUCAGACACGCUCCUGGAUGUUUCACACUUUUACUCAUAAACAAAAGAGCAAACCAGCGUAUAAUGUUCUGUACAGCAGCAUGAAGAUAUAGAAGAUGUAGAAGCAGCUGUCACAAGUUCAACCAGCCAUACACAGCCAUCAAAGUGUCUCAAGACGUCUUAAGACACAUUUGCUGAGAUGUCUUGAGACGUCUUGGUAAGUCAAGCUGAAGUCGCUUAAGAAGUGGAUGUCUAAAGACAAAGCAAAUGUGUCUUAGGAUGAUGUCAUGAUGAUGAAAUCCCACCUUUGGUUUUGCUGAAAUGAACUUUACUGAGUUUGAAGCCGUGCCUGAAAACAGUUGAACGUAGGCCUGCACGAUAUAUCGUUUGACUAUCGUCAUCGCGAUGUACGUGUGUGCGAUAGUCACAACGCAGAGCCUGCGAUAUUGGAGGUGAAUGAACUCAUUUAAUUUCAAGGGUAACCGACUGAGAUACACUGCAUGUGACUCUGCAUGUGCUUUGCAGCGAUCCACCAAUCACCUUCGUCCUUAACUCAGUUGCCAAUCAGACUCAGUUCUCAGUUGCCAAUCAGACUACCCUGCCAGCUGUCAAUCAAAAUCAGAGAGGAGGAAACCCACCCCUGCACAUGUUCUGCACAUGGAGGGAGACGUGUGUCCGCUGAGAAUUACUUUCGGAACUUUACUCAUGACUGUUUAGCCCAACAAAUAAGAACUGUAUGGGUUUUAAAUUGUACAUUUCCGUGGACCACUCUACUAUAAGCGGUGCGCAUUUUGCGAGGUGCAUGCAAUUCUCGGAGGACAUGCGUUUCUCAGCACAACACCGCUAACAACAACAACAACGAUCGCAAAAUGAGCAACGAACAAGCGAAAACCACCGAAAAUGAAGAUUUGUUGCCCAAAAGAAAAGGAAAGUCAGUUAUCUGGAAUUAUUUCGGUUAAAAGAAGGAUGAUGUCGACCAAAACACUUCUGUGUUCACCUGUUGCCACAAUAACGUCCCAGCACAAUAAAAGCUAAAAAUAUCUCUGAGACAGACAGAAGCCGUUCUACUAACAUUCACAAAAAGAGGUAAGAUCAGUGCAGGUUAACUGUCCUCAAGAUUUCAGCAGUGCAGUAUAACAUUAAAUGCUAUUCAGGUCAUCUGGUGAAAAUUCCUGUAUUUUUAAUAUCGCAAUAUAUAUCGCAGGGUUGAAAAAAAUCGCAAUAUUAUUUUUUUCCAAUAUCGUGCAGCCUAAGUUGAACGGUUAACGUUACUGAACUCUUAUGGAUCCUGUUUGAAUCUCAGUUCUUCCUGUUUCUUGUCCUUCAGUGUUCCACUUCUCUCAGCGGUUCACCACCGUGGUCCCCGAGAGCUGCAUGCUGAUCCUGCUGGGUCUGGUCCUGGGCGGGGUGGUCCUAAUAGCCAAUAAGAAGCAGCUUUACCAGCUAGAGCCCGCCCUCUUCUUCCUCUUCCUGCUGCCGACUAUCGUAGGCGAUGCCGGGUACUUCAUGCCGGCGCGUCUCUUCUUUGACAACCUGGGAGCGAUCCUGACGUACGCCGUGGUGGGAACGCUGUGGAACGCCUUCUGCACCGGCUUCUGCCUGUACGCCGCCAAACUGCUGGGGGUCAUAGGUCAGUCUGAGUAUUUAUUGAUGAACAGAGGGUGAAUGGGUGAAUUGUACAGUUUGUGGGGUACCUCAGGGGUCACUUCUGGGACCUCUUAGAUUUUCUAUUCGAGGUCAUGUUCGGCAGAAAAGCAGAUAAUUAAAAAGUGCGUUCAGUCGUUCUGACAGCUCAGUAAAAGCUUGUCACACAUGUCCACCAGCUCUUCAGACUAAACCUGACCCUGUGUGUGUUUACAGACGAGCGUGUUCAGGCGGAUCUGAUGGACUUCCUGUUGUUUGGCGCGUUGAUCUCCGCCGUCGACCCCGUGGCGGUGUUGGCCGUCUUCGAGGAGGUUCACGUCAACGACACGCUCUUCAUCAUUGUGUUCGGAGAGUCUUUAGUGAACGACGCCGUCACUGUGGUGAGACAUACACGCACACAACACCUGCAAAUACCUUUAUAAACACGCAGACAUCAUGUGAGGUGAGCUCACGAGUUGCUAUGGCAACAGAGAGGCUUACAAGGUCAGAAAAGGAGCAUAAGAAACUCUUAACUGUCUGAAUGUUUAUGUUUUCUUGUCCCUUCAGACCCUCUCAGUGGUAUUUACUCCACCGCCAUGUGCACCGUGGUAUUUGUAAUAAUACGUAACAGUUGGACUGGUUGGAGCCGAGGUCAGAUUCAGAUUUAAUGCCAAGUAGGUUUUUAACACAAGGAAUUCACCUAUUUUGGUGCACAAUAAGUAGAGCGACAAAAGAGCUGAGAUUUAGACUUUAAACUACAAUUCAUGAAACACAGCUUUAAAUUCAUACAGACAAAAUAAGCAAUAUAUAUUUUUAUUUUAAUGUGUUCAUCCAGCACCAAACGAGCUUUAUUUUAGAACAGUCAGUCUGUCCCAUUAUGUUGACAUGACCCACAUUUUUCUCUAAGGCUGAGGAGUUUGGUAUCGAUGAUUAUAACUUCAUUUGAGGUGUUAAAGAAGCAUCUUUUUUGUGGUGUAUUUACAAAAAAGAUUUUAAAAACAGUCAAUAGUUAUUAGUUAUUGAUGACAUUUGGUAAUAUAUCGAUAUCUCUGUGUUCUCUCUCUGACUGUAAACAAAGCCGUUCUCCACCUCCUCUAACCUGAUUGGUUGUGAGGCAGACGCUGCUCCCCCUUGUCGUUCAGGAGCCCAAACAAAGUUAGCGUGCUACAAUAUCGGACAGUAGAAACCAACCAGAACGUUCGGAAAAUUGUCUGAAUCCUCCUUUGGCCACGACUGCCGACACAAGCAAGAAAACAAAGUAAAUACCGGAGACUCUGGAGGAAUAACGGGCGCUUAAAACGGAGGUAGACCGGACAAGAGCUAAAAAGCCGGGUCAACAUAAACCAUGGGGGACGCUUGGGGAUCUUGGUGACCCUGUAACCUUUCUGCUGGACAGGUAAACCGCUUUAACAAAGUAAGACAAGUGUCUGUAACAGAAGUGUUUCUUGUCAAACGGACCUGCUGUAGCGUGUUGUAGCGCCAUCGCUAAACUGUCCUCCCUCGGGUCCUGGACUAUGUCACUUUAUCCUCGUUGUAGAAGUCCUGCAAACAUUGUGUUUGCUGGUAGUCUGUUGGCAUCUACAGUAGCACCAAUGCUUUUGACUUUCACCUUGACUGGGCCCCAUUUGUAAUGAUCUGAAGUAUUUAUCUGCAUUAUAUCUGAAUUUAAUUGGAACGAUACGAGCGAGCAGGAGCGUCUGUUUAUGGGCGGGGCUUGAGGGGAGGAGCUGAGGGGAAAACUGGUUGGGAGGGGUAGAGUUUACAUUUAAGAUUUCUGCUAAAAACUGGAACUAACUCAGAUCCUGACUACAACACCUUUAACUUUAAACUGAGAUGAUGAUGGUGAACUGAAAAUGUUCAGAUCUGGUCAAUAAUUAACAUUUCACCACAUCAACAUAGUUUAGCAGCUAAAAAGACAGUAAGGUGUAAAAACAGUUAGAAAUUCUAACGUUUCUCCCUCUUUGCUGUCCAUCAGCAUUUCCCACAAAUACAUCCAUGUAUCUGAAUAUAUCUGAAUAACUUUGUCCAAGUCUCUGAUUGAGUCUUUUUCCCACUACUGAGUUCAGCUCUUUCUCAACGUUUCAGUGACCUGUUCACUCAAACAUGCUUAUCAGCUGUUUCGAUAAAGCUUUUGAGCUGCUGCUGCUGCUGCUGCUGUUUGAGAAGUGGAGGCUUUAUACUAUAUUUAGGCUUUUAAAUAUCAGGUUUUCACUUCAGGUUCUGUGUGUAAAUAAGACAAGAAGGAGGCAGAGUUUUGGGUUAAAUAUUUCAACAUUUCAGGAACAUGUGAAACAACAACAUAUGGAGUCGUGUGUGGAGAGCAGAUUUCAGCUGUUGAGUUCAGAGCUGUGACUUCAGAGAGGACCGGGGGCGUUAUGAUAAAUGACCACAAAAGCUAUAGUCAGUGUAUUCUUAAAGCAAUAAUAUAACCUGAUCUGUAAAAACUUCAAUAGAGGAUCACACUGACUGAUAACAAAGGCUUGAAUUUGCUUUUAUUCUCUGUUUUCGCCGUUAAAACGACAAAUAAUUCAUUAAAAAUUACCACCAACAGCGGCGAGAGGAGCAAAGAAACUUCACAUUUACUCUGUGGCACUUUGAGAAAGCAGAGAUUAAACGGUUCUGACCAGAUUAACUCGGCACUUUUCUAAUCCUCAGCAGCACUCAGAAUGUGAACAAAUCCCACCAACAAAUGGAAAAUCCACCGUGUGGGAAAAGAGCUGCUCUGACCUGAUAUUCAGAGACUGAAAGGAAAGAGAGGGAGGGUCUGCUUGUUUAUCAGAGCACACACUUCUAUUUCUGUGUUAUUUUCAUCAUCAUUGUUUUACCGUAAAUGAAGUCAUAGAGGCUCAAUACUGAUUUGAUUGCUUAUGAAAUGGCCAGGGAAACAUCAGGUUGUUCAUAUAAAUUCAAAUGAGUGUUGUUGUGAGUUUAUUACUGGCUGAUAUGAAAUACAUGGUGAUAAACAUUAAACUCACUUUCUCCUCAGGUGGUUCUAAUUACCUGAGAGGGUCUUAUUUGCUUCAGUGGUCCAUGAAAUCAACAACAAGUUUCUAAUAGUCUCCAGACUGGAUCAAAACAAACCCGAGGGAGUGAACAGUCAGAAAAACAGGAGGAUAAAAUAUUACAGAAACCAGAAAAGAAAAAAAAAAUGAUGAGUCCAAAAACCGAAAUGGAAAAAAAUCCUAAGUCUGAAAAACAGAAAAUAAAAUUAAAAUUAGUCCGAAAAACAGUCAACAAAAAAAUUAGUUGAAAUAACAGAAAAGAAAAAUAUUCUAAAAACAAAAAACAGAAAAAAGAAAUAAGUUCGAAAACCAAAGAAAAAAAAUUGAUCUGAAUGACAGAAAGGAAAAAAAAAUGAUCCGAAAACCAGAAAAGAAAAAAAAAUAUUCAAAAAAACAGUAAAGGAAAGAAAAUCAGUCAAAAUAAAAGAAAAGAAAAUAUUCCAGAUUACAGAAAAGAAAAUAGAAGAAUUAUUCCGAAAAACAGUCCAAAAAAAACAAGAAAAAAAAAAUUAGUCCAAAAAACAGAAAAGAAAAAUAUUAAUUAGUCAGAAAAAAAAGGCCUGAAAAACAAAAUAAAAAAAAUUGUCCGAAAAACAGAAAAGAAAAAAAAUUACUCUUAAAACCAGAUCUUUUUUUAUUUGGUGAAUGCAGUACACUUCAGUACAUCAGACUUUUGAUGAUAUAUAAGCUGUUUUUAACGGUCUCCUCUCCCCUUUACUUUUAAUAUUUUUAUUCUAACAAACUCUGAAGAGUGAGUCGGCUCUUUCUUUAAUCUACAGGUGAAAAGGUGAGUCGGGUAAAUAGGUCACUAAUGAAAAGAGACUCUGAGUCAUGUAGAACUGACUGAGUUUAAUAUCCUGCAGCUGCUUUUACAAGUUAUUGAAGUUUUUAUUUUGAUUGAAAUGUUUUAAACUGAAUAAACUCAAGAGUUGAACUGAGAGGGAUGUGAGGUGAAGAAGAAACAGUGAAGAUGCUCUUGGAUAUACUACCUCCUAAACACACUCUCAGCAGUUUUUAAUUAAAGUAAAUGAAGCAGAAGAAACCCUCCCUCUCCUCUCCUCUCCCUGCGUGUUCCCGUGACCUUCUGUUGUCCUUGUGAUUUAGGUUCUUUAUAAAGUCUACAUUUCCUUUGUGGAGGUGGGAGCAGAGAACGUUCAGACAGCAGAUUACUUUAAAGGAAUCGGUGAGUCCAAGAAAACUGAAAAAUCAAACUUUAUCAAACUCUUAUUUUGGCCUUAACCUCCCUCCUCCUCCUCCUCUUCUUCUUCUGCAGCCUCCUUCCUCAUCGUCAGUAUCGGAGGAACUUUAGUGGGUCUGGUUUUCGCCGUCAUCCUCGGCGUCAUCACUCGCUUCACCAAGAAGGUUCGGAUCAUCGAGCCGCUCUUCGUCUUCCUGCUGGUCUACCUGGCCUACCUAACGGCAGAGCUCUUCUCCUUGUCUGCUAUUCUGUCGUGAGUUUCCCAGUUUGACCAGUAAGAGACAGAUUCAUAUGCAGAAUGGGUUUCAGUUCUGGAUCUCCCUGACUGGGAGAAAACAAACCCCCGUGCAGAAAGGUCAUAUGUAAAUGUGCUCUGAGGUGGAGAGCUGCAUGUUAACAUGUUUACUCUCAGUGGGGGGGUGAGUGUGACAUUUGCAGGGAUAACUUGGUUUUCUGGGAGGGAUCUCGCAGACUCGGAGAGAUUGACCAAUUUUUGAGAAAAGAGGAAGAGUCAAAUUGUCCUCAGAGACAGUUCUUAAGAAAAGACAUUCAGGAACCUCGAGUCUGAUUUUACUCUUUAAAGUCGAGAUAUAAACUAUUUACAGAUUCAUGUGUUUAUGUUUCUCACUGUGGUUCACUCAUAAAUAAAAACACACAAUAAUAUCUCCUGAUUCUCUCUCUCUCUGCUCAGUAUGACCUUCUGUGGGAUCGGCGCCAAUAAAUACGUGGAGGCCAACAUUUCGCAGAAGUCUCGGACGACAGUGAAGUACACGAUGAAGACUCUGGCCAGCAUCGCUGAGACCAUCAUCUUCAUCUUUCUGGGGAUCUCUGCGGUGGACAAGUCCAAGUGGGCGUGGGACACCGGCCUGGUGUCCUGUACGCUGGUCUUUAUCUUGCUCUUCAGAGCGAUGGGUCCGUUUCUUCUUUUCUUAAAUAUGUGAAAAAUAAAAAAACGAUAAAUUAUUAUUUUUAAAAACGUCUGAUGUACGCGGUUUGUCUGCUGUUCUCCAGGUGUGAUUGGUCAGACCUGGGUCCUGAACCGCUUCCGCCUCGUCCCAUUGGACAAAAUCGACCAGGUAGUCAUGUCAUACGGAGGCCUGCGAGGGGCUGUGGCGUUUGCUCUGGUGGUGCUGUUGGAUGGCGAACAGGUCAAAGCGAAGGAUUACUUUGUUGCCACGACGAUUGUGGUCGUCUUCUUCACGGUCAUGUUUCAGGUAGAGCAAAAACGACUCCAUGACGAUAUUCUGAUACUGUUUUUAUUUCAGAGUUGGUGUCGGUGAAGUUCUGGUUCUGAUCCGAGCUAACGGGUUUUCAAACCGGGCUCUCGUUAGGCUCAGCUGUGUGCUCCUACAGACACACAGAGGUCAGGGACAGAGACGGCGAGCUGCCGCAGCUGUGCGGAGGGAAAACACACUGGGUGGAAGCUGCUCUCCAGCUUCACGUCGCCUAGCAACCAUAAUGAUGUCAUGCUUAUUAUGACCUUUAGCUUCCUGCUGUUACAGAGAGCAGUAAAACACGAUUAUACACAACAAACAGCAUCGCUGUGAUUUAUCAGCUCUUAUCAGCCGUGGAGCUUAAAGCGUUUUCAUGAGCGACAAAAGCAAAAACCAGUCAGUCAGAAACAAGAACAGGUGUGUAAAUCACGGAGAUAUGUCGCUUUAUUAAAUAAGAAUAAACAUUUAAAGAGGGUUCAUUUAAGUGGUUCACAAAAUAUAAAAUAAUCACAAAAUAAAAUAUUUACUCUAAAGCCUGAAAAUGCUGCAAAGGUCUGAGUUUGAUGCUGUAAAAUGUCCUUUUUUUGAGUUUUCAUGGAUUUAAUUGUUAAAAAGAAGCAGAAUGAAAAACAGAUCAGUGGACAGAGGAACCACACAGUCUGAGGGCACCAGGAUCAAUAAAGAACAUUAAGAACCUCAUGGCCGUGACCAGAAUUUCCCUCUGGAAUCAUUAAAUUCUUUCCCAUCUUAUGUCAUCUCUGCUCUGAGCUUGGUAUGAGAAAGAAACGCUUAUUAAUAACUGAAGAAUUUACGACCAGGAAAGCACAAAGGACAUGAAUGAUUCUGAUUGGUCAACACUCUAUAGCCACAGUUCGUUAUUUAGGAGAAGAACCUGGCAGACAAACUCAAAUCUCAUCAAACCCAGAAAUCAGUCUGAUUAAUUUGACGUCUGUUUGGAGGAUCUAAAGCAACAAAUUUAUUAGUCAUUAAAUUAAAAAUUUAAAUUCUGUCCAAGCUCUUAAACUCUCAGCCUCUCCUGCAAAGAUCUCUUCUCUUGUUAUAUUGUAAAAUAAGAUUUAGAUCUGGGCUUAUAUGAGAAGUAAUAAGAUGUUUUGUCUUGUAAUAGUUUUUCAGUGUAAAAAUCCUCCAUGUAGGAUGAGUCAGGUCCACUUCGGCAGGUUUCCAGUUCUCAGAUUUCAGCCUCUGUCAUGUUUACUCUAAACUCUGUAAAAUCCUCCUUUCAUCAGGUUAAUCUAGACCGUAUAUCAGACAUGUUUACUUCACUGUGUCUGAAUCAUCCUGAGACUGUGUGUCUGUGUCCUACAGUCACAUGUGAACUAAAGUCAGCUUCUUUAUUUUGGGUGUAUUUAGAUGGAAGAGUGUAAAUAUGCAGUAAAUCUGAAGUGUGUGCAAACAUGUAAAACGUGAGUUCACAUUUCCUUUGAUUCUCCGUCUGUGGGUUUCUACUUUCCCAUCAUUAAUCACAGACAGAUAGAUCUGUGUUUCCCUGGAGUAUCAUCUUAUUAUCUGCGUAGUUUAGACUUUAUAUUAUAUUUGAUUGUCUUUCUUUGGUUAUAAUAGUCAGACAGAGUUUUUAUCACCUGCAGCUCUGUAUCUCUGCUGCUCUGUGGUAAUGAACCCUUUGUUUGUGUCGAGGGGAGUUCAUUAUCUUCAGUGUUGUGAGACUAGUUCAUUUUUUUAAUAAGCCUCACUGACAGAGCUGCUGCACAGACAGUUUCUCUCUAUUUGCUGCCGUCAUAAGACAUCCAAGAAGAUCAUCUGUUGCAUAGCACACAAAAAAACAAUGCUUUAUGUAGGUCAAUGCAAACUAUGAGCGUGAAGAUUUAUACUCCCACUGCUGCAAAGAAACCUGGAUAUAGUUUUUAUUUUCGGCUGCUGGAUGUCCCUCUCUCGUGUGUAUUUUUAUUCCCCAGGAUUAAUGAUCAGUGGUCUAUGGUUUCAGUUGACGGGGUCAUUUUGCAGAUUUCUCUGUUUUCUGUGUGCGUCUGUUUCAGGGUCUGACCAUCAAACCUCUCGUCAAGUGGCUCAAAGUUCCUCGAUCCACCAGCAGGAAGCCCACCAUCAACGAGGAGAUCCACGAGAGGGUCAGUUCUCCUCUUUCUAAAACUCCAUGUUUAUCUUUAAGAAACAUCCAAAGCACAGAAAGACACCUCGGGGAAUAAAGGGACACUCGAAACAGCAGAAACCCUCAGUAAAAAGUUCACAUCAGAGCAGCAGUGAAUGAAAAGUUUGAUUUCUGACUUCCUGCAGUUCAUAUUUUUCACAUUUUUAUAAUUCCACUUUGAUUUAUCAAAAAAUUAGACACAGAAAAUCAUCCUUGUAUCUUUCCUCACAGUUUUUUCCCUCCACUCUCGUCGUCCUCCACUGAUCGGAUCUCGUUUGUUUACAGGCGUUUGAUCACAUCCUGACAGCUGUGGAGGACAUCGCGGGUCUGCAGGGAUAUCACCACUGGAGAGACAAGUGAGUCUACGUCUGCGUUAUCGUGACAGCGUCCUUUCACCAAACUGAGCAGCUUCGAGGUGAAGUGUCGCAGCAAAGAGAGACAUGAAAUAAAAACCGUGCCAAAAAAACGACAAAACUUUGAGGGUUUUGUGCUGCUGUGGUGAAAAAUGGAGGACUGAUGAUAAAAUAAGGAAAAUUCUGUGAGGCAGUGACGUUUUUAAAAGACUGUAAACAAACAUUUAUUCAUUUAUUUAGUUUAUUUAAUUGGGACAAUGAAAAUUACACAGAAGAAGCUUUUAUCUGAGUUAUACAGACAUAUUAAUUAAAGACAAACAAGUCUAAAUCUUAUUACUUCAGAGCUGAACCCUCUGUGAACACUAGAGGGAGCUCCUCAUCCAUCAUAGUGAGGAAAAGUGACCCACUCAAAGUCACGGUGAGAGUGGGUCACAGACAGAAUUUUAGGACUCUUCUUCGGAUUAAGUCCUUUUUAGGUUUCUACCUCAGCUGAUUUAUUUUAGUCCAACUUUUCUGUUAAUAAUGUGCAAAUUAAGACUCAAAUUAAAAAAGUAACAUCAGAAACAUUGAUAACAGAAAUAUUGAUCAUGUGUGUUCGAUCUCUUUAAAGACUCGGGACAGUACAAACCUCUAAUCUGUCUCUUUAUCCGCUCAGGUGGGAACAGUUUGAUAAGAACUACCUGAGUAAGCUGCUGCUGAGGAAGUCUGUGUACAGGAAGAGCGAGCUGUGGGAGGCUUAUCAGAAGAUCAACAUCAGAGACGCCAUCAGUGUCAUCGAUCAGGUACAGAAGGGCGACGGAGGGGGAGGAGAGGGACUCUGGAUGUAGCAGGAAAACCUGGUCUCUGGUUCAGCUGAUGAGUUCUUAGAAGAACUCUCCAAAGUCGAGUUUUCUAAAUCCGUCCCACCUGGACUGUUCAGACCUGCAUCAGCAUUAAACUGAUUUAUAGGAGCGAGGAAAGUUUCAUAAAACUUUAAUGUCAACACGGCAAACUGAAGCGAAACUCUUCUUCAUGUGUGGCUGUGAUGACUCACUGAUCUAAGACCAGAUGUUACCGCCAACGACCAUAAAAAAAACCUCCAACAGAUAUUUUUAAGAGCAACCAUCAAACAGAGACGAUAAAUAAAACAGCUGAGAGCGAAGAAGAAGAAGAAAACAGGUCAACACACACAGAGAGAGAAACAGAUCCUCCAGUCAUGACAGAGGAAAUCUGAAAUGCUCAAAUCUUAAAGAGAGUUGGAGGUUACGCAGGGGCUUCUGGGAAAUGUAGUUUUUACCGUGAGAAUUAUUUAAAAAGGUUUCUUUUACUGUUGACCUUUGACCUCUGUGUGUGUGUGUGCAGGGUGGGAAUGUCCUGACCUCAGCUCGACUGUCCCUGCCCUCGAUGGCGAGCAGAGCCUCGUUCCCCGAGGUCACAAACGUCACCAACUACCUGUGAGUCACAUGACUUCCUGUGUUUGAAUAUCUGUCGCAUGUUUUAUCUCCUGCAUAUUAAAAACAGACGAGUGUCUCUUCAUUAGGCCUGUGCUGUUAACGUGUGUGUGUGUCUGUACGUGUGUGUGUGUUUUUUAGGCGUGAGAACGGCAGCGGCGUAUGUCUGGACCUUCAGGUGAUCGAUAAUGUCCCUGGAGCCAAAGUGGAGGAGGACACAGAGACACACCACGUCCUGGCAGAGAACCUGUACAAACCCAGGAGACGGGUAACACACACACACACACACACACACACACACACACAAAUGAUUCAAAAAUCAUAAAUAAGGUGUUAAACUUUAAAUAUCUGGUUGCCGUACACGUGUCAGCUGUGUGUGGUCAUGUCGUAUCAUCGUGUCUGUUUUGUGCGCCGCAGUAUCAGUCCCACUACAGCCGUCACUUCAUGCCUCUGGGGGAGAAGGAGCGUCAGGACCGGGAGGUGUUUCAGAGGAACAUGAAGAGCCGCAUGGAGACGUUCAAAUCCAGCCGACACAAACGACACAAGAAGGAGAGAAGCCUGAAGAAGGUGAGAGACACCGACGGCAGGAUGUUCAGUUUUCACCUCAUCCCUCUGUUUGAGUUUAGUAUGGACUGUUUUAUCACUGAAAGUCUUAUGUAAAUUAAAAAACGAGUGGUGGACCGAUUAAUCUGACUGACGUGUGUUUUCUGUUUCAACAGCGCCGAGGAUCGGACGUGAAGGAGGAUGGCAGCGACAAACCGAGACGUAACGUCAGCUGGCAUGACAAAAGUAAACUCAGAGGGGAGAAAGGAGGCGGCUCAGUGUUCAUGUUUCUUUAAGAUGUCAGAGUAGGACUGGGCGAUAUGUCCCCAAAUCAAUAUCACAAUAUAUUGAUCAGUUCACCUCGAUAACUACUCCACAAGAGACCAUAGCCUACCUACACACAUCCAAAAACAACUUUUAAUUAUUUAUUUUUAUGACACCAAAUAUAUCAACAUGAGCAAAAUGACGUUGGUUAUUGUCGUAAAUUUUGGUAUCUGUAAAUUUUCGGUUUAUGGCCCAGCCCUAUGUCAGAGUGAUAUCAGAGUGUAUGAGGUCAUGUGACGUGGCGUGUUUUAUGUCGCUUCAGAUCCAGUGGUCGUUCCUGUGGAGUCGGAGGAGGAGAAGGGUGAUCAUUCAGACCCCGAGAAGGAGGAUGAUGUCGGGAUCACCUUCAUCGCUCGCAAGCCAGAGACGCCAAAACAACGACCCCAGUCUGGUAAGAACACAAACACAGUCUUACACACACACACACACACACACACACACCAAACAAAGCAGAGUGCAGUGUUUAUGAGCUGUCGCUGUCAUUGUUUCGGGUAUUUAGGAUGGUAUUUGGCUCAGACUCGGUGUGUAUAUAAAAGAGAGGCAGAAAUCGGCUGUGUAAAUAGUGACACCCUCUCCUGCAGAUGAACUUAGCUUUUAAAGGAACAGUAGUACACACACUGAUUAGUCUGAUUCAUUUAACACUCAAAAAACAACCUGAAACAGACUAAAAUGUGCGCCCCGGGCUUCACUGAGUGUCAGUAAAACUGUUUUUAAUUAUUAUUGUAAUUAGACUGUAUCAUUAAAAUCAGGACUACCUCACUGAUCCCUGUAUUCAAAGGUGUCCUCAGUGGUCUAACUCUGUCCCUCCUUCAGUCCCUGCAGCCCUGGACAGCCCUCAGAGUCCCACAGCCUCCCUGGCCUCACCCCCCAGUGGAGAGAGUCAUUUACCGUGGAAGGGCAGUGUGGGCUCUCCUCCCCCCUGUGUGUCUGUGGAGGCCACAAAGAUCAUCCCUGUGGACCUCCAGCAGGCUUGGAACCAGAGCAUCUCCUCCCUGGAGAGCAUCUCCUCCCCGCCUGCUCCUCCUGAGCCUGUCCACCCACGUGUGAGCGCCCUCGCCAGGCUGGGAGGCCCCCGCCCGGUCUCCUACACUCCACCUGGCAGCGCCGUGGGCAGCACCUCCUCCAUCACAGCUCAGCUGUCGCAGGGCUCCUUCCGCUUCCCAGAGAGGAAAAAGAGGGAGGAAGAGGAGGAGGAGGAAGAUGAUGAUGGAUCCGCUCCUGAGAUGCGGCCGCUAAUGUCGUCUCUGAGACCCCCAGGCCCCCUGCCACCACCCCCACCACCACCAGGCCCUGCUCUUGGUUCAGGGAGGAGGAGGAACCCCUGUGUCUACCUGAGGAGCUUGGUGACAGCGCCCCCUCCUGGCAGCGGAGAGCCACACAGUCGAGGUCCUACCCAGCUGUAA